AUGGAUUUCAACGCAGUACUCAGGCGGGUAAUCAGCAGCAAGAAGCUUCUUACAGUCGGCGCCCUCAGCCUCAUCCUUGUUGGCUUUCUCUCUGCUUGGAAUGCGAAGUCGCUCUAUCCAAUAAAGGGCUGCACAAGGCUUGCGGAGAGACCAGUACGUGGGGACGAGGGGCUAUGCCGGAACCCCCUGAGACCUCCCAACAAUGCAAAAGAGAUGUGGCCGCUAGUACUCGUUUCUAUAGAAGAACAGAAGGAGGAGGACGAAGGCGGACUUCCGGACAAGCUGCCUUGGUUCUCCCUCCUGACUGGCCCCGACAAGAGGAGCGUAUGGAUUGGAGCGGACUUGCGCCUCGCUGGGAGUGCGCUUCUUCUCCUCGUUACGGUUGCGAGCUUUGCAGUCCGAACGAUCCGGAAUAGCUGGACAAAAAAAAGGUUUCUCGUGAAAAGCGUUUUCCUUCUAGAGAGAAAACUUGAAGAAGCUCAAGUGCAUGCCGCAGAGCGCGAGGCGCGGCUUGCGGAGGCGGAACAAGUCCGCCUGAGGACGUUGAACGAGAGCGGCGAAAGACAUGCGGCAGAUAUGCGCCGGCUCGAGGAGGAGCUGGAGGAGGCCGGUGCAACGAUCUGGGGACUAAAGGAGGGGAUUCAAAGCGCCCAGAGAGAGUCAAACGCCAAGGACGAGCGGAUCUCCACUUUGGAGGCACAGAUAACGACAAACGAAAGGGAGCAACGGGCGGCCUCUGCGGCGGCAAAGUCACUUCAAGCAAAGGUUGACGAAGUCGAAGAGACGGCGAAGCGGGACUGCCGAGAGCACGUUGAGAGAAUCAGGACGUUAGAGGGGCAACUCUUCGAUGCGCUGGCUAGCGUGCGCGAUUUGAGCAGCGUACGCAGAGAGGCAAGUGCGCUCAGGCUAGAGGUCAACAGAUUGACAAGCGGAGCGGAAUCUCGGGCUCGUGAACUUGAGACGGUCCGAUUGCAAAGCGCCCAGGAAAGUCAAGAAAACGCCCAGCGUCUCGAAGCUUUGGAGGGGGCUCUUGAGGAUGCGGAGAGUAAGCUCACUGCGCAGAUGACGCGUGAAGAAUCGUUGGCUGCGGAAAUUAAAAGGCUUGGACAGAAAGCUGAUUCGGAGGCGCGGCAGGCCAGCGGCCUGAAGGAAGAGCUCAACCGCGCUCAGCAAGAUGCCCAGACCAAAGAUCAGACCAUAAUUGGUCUGAAAGGGCAACGUGUGAUAGACAAGGAGAUCCGCAGGGACCUUGUCAAGAAGGAAAAGGCGGCCAGGGAGGAAGAACAAGCGAGCUUGAAGAAGAUAAAAGAGCUGGAGUCUCGGGUCAGCCAGCUGCAGAGUAACCUUCGCGAGAAAGACGCUAGGUUAAAAUCAUCAGUCGAACUUCAAAUUCGCGAGCUAAGAUGGGAGGCAGCGAGUCACCCCAACGCAGGAAUCCGCCGUCAGAGCAAGACAGCCCUUGUCGAUAGUGAAACUGUGUGGGUGGAGCCAAACAAGAAGGUGUAUCACAAUCAAGUAAAUUGCUUGCUUCGCGACUUGAAGAGUCCGGGGAUCGUCAUCGUUCACCUAUGGGAUGCGGACAAGGAGGGGAGGCAACCCUGUUCAGCGUGCCGUCAAUAG
Messenger RNA from Klebsormidium nitens, 1620 nucleotides. Lineage: Eukaryota; Viridiplantae; Streptophyta; Klebsormidiophyceae; Klebsormidiales; Klebsormidiaceae. The record is from the annotation of a GenBank genome assembly.